AUGGUUCAAGAAGCUUCUGGCAGCAUUCAUGGGCAGUGUGCAAUCAUAAUGUUUGAUGUUACAGCACGUUUGACCUUCAAGAAUGUGGCAACAUGGCAUCGUGACAAUUACAGGGUGUGCGAAAAUAUACCAACUGUUUUGUGUGGGAAUAAAGUGGAUGUCAAGAAUAGGCAGGUAGAAGCAAAGCAGGUCACAUUCCAUAGAAAGAAGAAUAUUCAGUACUACUACAACUACGAGAAGCCGUUUCUCUAUCUUCUUCGGAAACUUGCUGGGGACCCUAACCUUAACUUUGCAGAGCAGCCUGCUCUUGUACCACCUGAAGUUCGUUUUGACAUGGUUGCACAGCAGCAGUAA
Messenger RNA from Coffea arabica (coffee), 354 nucleotides. The record is from RefSeq and is a predicted model, not a curated record. Lineage: Eukaryota; Viridiplantae; Streptophyta; Magnoliopsida; Gentianales; Rubiaceae.